Messenger RNA from Entamoeba invadens IP1, 873 nucleotides. RefSeq lists its product as hypothetical. The transcript has a single exon. The coding region runs from base 1 to 873 and encodes 290 amino acids. NCBI's taxonomy places the organism in Eukaryota, Evosea, Mastigamoebida, Endamoebidae. The record is from RefSeq and is a predicted model, not a curated record.
AUGGAAUUGGUAAUUGUCCUUCUAGCACAAUUGCUUUUCAUUGCAGUUGUGUUUGGGACGGCACUAGCUGUAGCAUGUGCCUUCAGAGCACAGAAGAAAAAGAAAGACCAACAAUACUCGAAGGUUGAACAGAAUAAUUAUAACCAAGUCCCCGAACUGUCUUUUCCAAAGAUGGUGAACAGAAUGACAGCUCUGUAUCAUAAACCAUUAAGCCAAUCAUCUAUUGGAAUCGACAUACCCCGUCUUGUUCCAAAACUGAUUUUUGUUUCUGAAGACGGGAUUGAUCGGAAAGAAUUGAUCAGUGGUGCGAACUUGUAUAAAGAUGAUGACCAAUACGCAAUGGAACGCACUCUUGAAAAAGUUGUAUCUGAGAUGAUACUCCAAUUCGAUGGGAAGAAACUUGUUGAAAAGUUUCGCAAGGAAUUCGAAGCACAAUUUGUUUAUAUAAAAAAGGGGGGAAAUGGUGAUUGUGGUACUUUUUUCACAAAAUUAUUACCAAAGGUCUUUCCUGAAGACUCACUCACUUUGAUGGUUAUGAAGACGUUUACUCAGGCUCUCUUCGCUUCUGCAGUCGAAUUUUUAUUACCUUUGAGACUGAGUCAUGGAUACCAUGACGGGUUUUCUGGUUGGAGAAUAUUAUUAAUAAACACACCUACUGAAGUUAUUGUCAGACACGUGAAAGGGGAGAAAAGUUACAAAUCUGACGGAUUUACAUUUGAGUGGUCGCUUGUUUAUAUCAUCAACAAGAAGACUCGGGAGAUCUCCAACGUCAAAAUCAACAUCUUCAACGUCGACUUCAUCAAUUACCCUCUCGAAAAUCAAAAGGGAUUUAAUUCCAUGAUUGACAACAUUAACCGCACCGCACAAUUUUAA